AUGGCGUCGCUGCUGAGGGAGGUGGUGUUCGAGACGCGCGGGCAGGCCCCGGCGCCCAGCAAGGACUUCUGCCAGCUGCUCGUCACCCGGCAGGAGGUAAUUUUCAGGUGGUGGAAAAUCUCACUUAGGAAUGAAUUUCGUGAGUCAAGACCUGGAGAAAUUAAAGAAUCCCAGGAGGAUUUUUUGGAUGAUUCAUCUCUUCAUAUUCAGAUUGCUAUAGUGUUUGGUGCCAAAGUUCUGGAACAUGUCCUCAAUCUGUGCCGAGGUAACUAUGACUUCCUGGAACGGCUUCCUGUCCCAUUGCUCCUGUACAUCAUUUCCUUUCUGGAGCUUGAAGAUAUUGCCAGGCUUUCUCAAGUUUCACGCAGAUUUGAAAUGAUAUGUAACAGUAAUGCACUAUGGGAAAAUAUUGUGGAGAACUUGUGUGACACAAUUACACCUGAAAUGAAAGAACUUGCACAGGAAAUGGGCUGGAAACGAUUCUUCUUCACAGACAGACUUCAGCUACAGCUGCAGCUCCGAAGGAGGAGGCAGAAACAAGAUGCUCAGAACAAAAAACAAACUGAAUAAAUACGCAUUUUUCAUUGAAGCAAUUGUUAUGAGGUGUGGAUUUGCUGUUUAUGAGGUCAGACAUACUGAAUUUUCUUCUUUACUAGAGAAAGCAGAUUGUUUUAAGGACUGAAAGAGGAAAAACAAAAUAUGGCUUACUAGGAGCAACAUGUAAAUAAUACAAUGUUUAAUAUGUUGGGCAUCCUGAAAUUUUAUUAUAGUCAGCAUCGUAACAGUUACUAGCAGUAGAAGAGGUUGUGACUUCUUUGUACUUCUUCAUUCUGACUUCUCUAUUUUGUGUAUAUGCUAUACAUGCUCCAUGUCUUACAUCAGAUGCUAUGGCAUUGUCAUUAUUACCUUUAUAGAAAACCAUCUAUCAUUUCUUACUACAAAAAUUGCUGAUGAAUGCUGAGGUUUUUACUGUCCACCAUGGUAAAUUUGCAGUGCUUAUAGGCAAAUAAUGUUUAGCUGGCUCCAGAGUUUGAUGUGUGUUAAAAUGUUUUUAAAUUAAUUAUCUGGACUUCAAGCAAAUAAUGAUUUUGUCACCAAGAAGAAACUUCUUUGGUGACUGAGGGUGUGGAUCAAAUGAUCAUCCUCAUCUUGGACAAUCCAUCAAAAUCAUGUUUGACGCACUCUGCCAGAAUGGUAUAUGGGCAAAAUUUUUCCUUGGUGUUGCUGAUGCAGGAACUUUUGAAACUAAUUGACUUCCAUUGUUCGAGUUGCAUAUUUGAUAAGAGACAUUUGCUAUCUUACAAGACUGUAACAAGAUGAAGGCAGUUCUUACUGACUUGCUCCAACAAUCAACUUCAGUAAUUAAGAGGCCAAAUAUUAUUACUCUGAAAGUACCAGUUGGCUAAUAUAUCAUUUGCCAUUGACCAGACUUAAGACCUGAGUAUUAAAAACAGUCAUUGCAGUAUUUGGAUGCAAUAGUGUAGUAUUUAAAGAGUGUAUUAGGUUUACAAUUUUUUAACGUGUCAAGUAUUAAACUUGAAUUUUAUAAAUUGAUUAAAAAACUAUGA
Molecule: messenger RNA, 1568 nt
Organism: Gymnogyps californianus (California condor)
Lineage: Eukaryota; Metazoa; Chordata; Aves; Accipitriformes; Cathartidae
Gene: FBXO36
Product: F-box protein 36
Exons: 4
Coding region: 1-570 (189 amino acids)
Molecular function (GO): protein binding
Source: RefSeq, a predicted model, not a curated record